This is a messenger RNA of Diabrotica balteata, 258 nucleotides long. The record is from the annotation of a GenBank genome assembly. Lineage: Eukaryota; Metazoa; Arthropoda; Insecta; Coleoptera; Chrysomelidae.
AUGAGUCGAAGAUAUUUUCGUAAUCUUGAAGAGGCCAUUGAUUAUUUAAAUUCUGAACAAAUAGAUGCUGAUAUAGCUGCAUUGCCCCCCGAAUUCGAUGAUUUAACAGACGAGGAUGAAAUCAAUGACGAUGAAUUAGGCGUUGCUGAGGUGGAAGACAUACCCGGAGGGACUGAAGUUUUUAUUGAGGAAGAAGAUGAUCAAAAUCUUGAUGAUGAAUAUGACUUACCGCUUGUAUCAAUAACCAAAAGAAAAUAA